Cotesia congregata is the source of this 1008-nucleotide messenger RNA. The record is from the annotation of a GenBank genome assembly. NCBI's taxonomy places the organism in Eukaryota, Metazoa, Arthropoda, Insecta, Hymenoptera, Braconidae.
AUUUUUUUGAGCCUUGUCGUUUUUGCAUCUGGACAUACCAAGUCCACAAGUGAAUCGUCAAAACAAAAACGCAGUAUUUUUGAGAUUGAGAGUCCAAUUUCAAGUUACGGGCACGGUUAUCCUUGGACUAGGAGUAAAAAUUUAUUGAAAGUUUUAAAAAUUCCAUCGGAAUUGUCAUUAUUGCCGACUCGAAGCAUAGUAAGCUACGGUAGCGCAGCAAGACCGCCCAGUCCAUUAUUUGUAACAAAACAUAUCAUUGUUGAAAAGCAAAUUCCGGUACCUGGGAAACCAGUAAUUUAUGAAAAACAAGUACCAAUCCAUGUUCCUGUUCAUGUGCCAGUAAAGGUUCCAGUUGACAGAUUUGUUCCUGUAACAGUUGAAAAAUCAGUGCCAGUUCCUGUACCUCAGCUUCUUCCAUACCCAGUUGAACGUCAAGUACCAGUCCGUCAAGACGUACCUUACCCAGUACCAAUAAUCAUCACUCAAAUAGCUCAAGCUCCGCAACCAACUUCUGCACCGCAAACUUUUCAAAUAGCUUCUCAGCCGAGUCCACCACCUCAAGUUCUCCAGUUGGCCCCAGCACCACAACAAAAUCCACCUCCUCAACUUUUUCAAUUAGCACAAGCUCCACAGCAAAGCCCACCACCGCAACUUCUUCAAUUAGCACAAGCUCAACAGCAAAGUCCACCACCGCAACUUCUUCAAUUAGCACAAGCUCAACAGCAAAGUCCACCACCGCAACUUCUUCAAUUAGCACAAGCUCAACAGCAAAGCCCACCACCGCAACUUUUUCAAUUAGCACAAGCUCCACAGCAAAGUCCACCACCGCAACUUCUUCAAUUAGCACAAGCUCAACAGCAAAAUCCACCACCUCAGCUUCUUCAAUUAGCACAAGCUCCUCAACCUACACUGGCGACACCCACCUUCAGUCAACUUCAAUCCAAUUUAGCACCUCAACUAUCCAAUUCGAGGCCUUCAAUCUUACCAAUCAAUUUUUCUGUUAACGCU